UAUAUAUUUCAUGUCUAUGUAAGUGAAUGUGAAAGUUGGAAGGUGUUGAAUUCUACGCCUAAAUUACACCUGCUUACAAAUAGGGAAAUAUUAUUUAGUUUAAAGGACAUGAGUGGAUGUUGACAAAUAAAUAAUAUUAUUUCCACUCGAGAUUUUGUUUACUAGUUUGGCAAAAAAUAAACAAAUCGUUUAAAACGCGAUCUGUCAAGACGUGGACGAAUUGACAUGAUAAAGUAUCACGGUUUCUGACUCACUCAUCAGUUAGCAACUAUGGCGAUUCUGGUUCGUUAUGCUCUUUUCUUUCCAGCUUUAUUCUCAGUUGUCGCAGGUAGUAUCUUCACAGACUGCCCGCUGGCUUUCGGUAACUGCAGCUCUGAUUGGAUCGGCUACCAGUUCUACGACAGGGAAAACAGAGAAUAUGGGCAGUACGUGGAGGUUACAGCUGCUGGGAAUAACCUGACUGAAGCUGGUUUCGACUGGAAAAAACCUGUUACUGUAAUAAUCCCAGGCUAUGCUGAGACAACUCACAGGUUCGAACUGGCGGCUCUUAAGCGUGAACUGUUGAAGAACAGCGACAUGUCAGUGCUCAUCAUGGACUGGUCUAAGCUCACCGACGACUGCUAUAUCACCGCCGUCAUCAAUGCACGCUAUGCCGGCAGGUGUCUUGCGGACCUCGUGGAUACUCUCGGAAGGCCUUCGACGGGACUACACGUCAUCGGGUUCAGUCUUGGAGGACAUGUACCAGGAUCGGCGGCGGACUUCUUGGCUCCGUACAAGAUACCGAGGAUCACAGGUCUGGAUCCAGCGUUCCCUUUAUUUUGGGGAUUGAUCUCUCAAAGGAGACUGAGUAAAGAUGAUGGUGAGUUCGUGGACGUGGUCCAUACCAACGCCUUCUUGAAGGGCCAUAUCCUUCCUCUUGGUCAUGUCGAUUUCUUCAUCAAUGGAGGAAUGAUCCAGCCUGGUUGCAGUGGCAGUAUCUUCGAUGUGAUUGACUGUUCCCACCUGAGGUCACCAAUUUAUUAUGCUGAAUCAAUUAACUCCGACAUCGGAUUCUGGGGGUGUGGGACUUCCUACUUUUAUGCAUUCUUUGAGAGCUGCCAGCCUGAAGAUGUGUCUCUUCUAAUGGGAUAUCAUGUCAACAAGAAAGUUCGGGGAAUCAUUAUGUUGACCACAAAGAGUAAGGCUCCUUAUGCGAAUGGAAAGACUUCAGAAAACAGAACAUUAUUACAAUGAUGAUUGAAUGAAAAAAUGCGGUCAUACAUAAGACGAAGAAAUACAUAAAAUGGUUAUGAUUUCCAUGGGAAGAAUUAUGAAAUACCUCAGAAUUUGUUCAGAUAUAAAUGAAAUAUUAAGUUAAUUGGGUUAAUCAUCACACCAACGAUCAUUAACCCAAGUUAGAAGGAUUUUGAAUGAACAAUGAGGAAUUAGAAAUGUUUUGAUUAUUAUUGGAUUUAAUUUAAUCUACCAAAUUUUGUAUGUCUGGUUCAACCAAUCUAUUUAUUUUGCAAACAAUAAAUUAACUUAAUUUAUGUCAUAAUGUAUUGUUUGAGUUUUACUGAUCAACUAGGCAUUAGUACAAUUAGUACUUUUUAUAAGAACAAGAGAAUUAAGAAAGUAAAAGAAUGACCAACAAAGAAUUUUCUGAUUAAAAUCAAGAUUAAUGGCAACAUGGUCAUUACGUACUUAGUUAUGGUCAAUAAUCCAGUUAAAUGUUUAAACAAAAAUGUUCUUUUGCUAGAUAAAUCAUUAACAAAUUUAAAUUCUCUUUUUUUUAGAAAUUGAAUGGCUCGAAGCAAUUAACAGGUUAAUUAGUUGGUUGUUGUGAAAUAAAGACAUAAAACUUAUUGGUUAUUAUGACUUUGUUUAUAUUUUGUAUGUAUAUUUAUUGGUUUUGAAAAAAAUAAGAAGAAUAGAAAAUAUAUUAAUAAUUUAAAUCAAAACUACUAUCUAUCUUUAUUAAUAUAAAAAAAGUUUUAUAUUAUCUAUAAUUUAGGCAUAUAAUUCCAAAACCAACCAAUUUUUUUUCUGUAAUUUUUAUUACUUUUUAGCAGUUUUUGUAUUAUAUUAUUAAGGAUUUCAUACUGCUAGUAAUACUAAAUUUUAUUCUAAAUCUUAUUUAUUUUUUAUUCUAUAUGUUUUAUCUCUAUUUUAUGACUUGUAAUGUUUUUGUUUUAAAUUUUUUAUUCUACAUUUUAACUUAGUUUUUAAAGUUUAAAAUUAUAAGGCAUUGUAGUGACAUAUCUAUAUACAGCUGUGAUAUAAAUUACUUUUAUAUUGUAAACAAAAAGUAUUGUAUUAAUUGUAAUUAUUAAAAAGUUUUUUUAUCAUAUAUUUACAAAAUAUUUUUAUUGUUUAAUUUAUUUAUAUGAUUUUAUUACCUAUCUAUCUUUAAAUAUAAAAUACAGCAAAAGACUUAAUUUCAAUGAAUUAAGUGGUUAUAUAUAUAUACGUGGAUAAAUAUUAUAUAAUUAUGAACAAAUUAUUUUUAAGCAUUUUAAAAAAUUAAGAACCAGUCAAAAUCAAUUUUUUUUUAAAACUACAAAAUGCGUUUAAAUUUAGUUUUUUGUUUUUAUAUUUUUUCUGUUUGUUAAUAAAUAUGGAGGCAUAUCUAAUUGGUACUAACAAAAAAACAAGGUAAUAUUAGAUGUGCAUUCAUAACUCACAAGGAUGUGGAGAGCUCAAAUAAAUAAAAAUUGUUCAAAUUCUAUAAAUUUCACCGACAGAAAAUUUGUAUUAUUUUUAUUAAAAUUUCUUUUAAGCAUAGAGUGUCCUUUUCUGAUAAUUA
Molecule: messenger RNA, 2785 nt
Organism: Nezara viridula (southern green stink bug)
Lineage: Eukaryota; Metazoa; Arthropoda; Insecta; Hemiptera; Pentatomidae
Source: the annotation of a GenBank genome assembly